Oncorhynchus tshawytscha (Chinook salmon) is the source of this 5397-nucleotide messenger RNA. Its product is annotated as apoptosis-stimulating of p53 protein 1-like. Gene Ontology annotation, biological process: regulation of apoptotic process. Gene Ontology annotation, molecular function: p53 binding. The transcript has 18 exons. Gene Ontology annotation, cellular component: nucleus. NCBI's taxonomy places the organism in Eukaryota, Metazoa, Chordata, Actinopteri, Salmoniformes, Salmonidae. Bases 611 to 3964 code for a protein of 1117 amino acids. The record is from RefSeq and is a predicted model, not a curated record.
UUAGAUGUGUUAAAACAACUGGACUGAAGGAAGAAUGCUCUGGUAGCCUAUUUUAUUACAUUCAUCAGUAUUUUAAUUAUAGUCCUAGUUAAGAAUAUAAUUAUCAGAAAAUAUAACCGAACUACAGUCGGGAGUUUCCUUUGCCUGUCAUGGCGUUUGUAGCUGCGGUUGGAAAGUGCAUUAUCCUGUGAAUUUAAAACGGAUAGCCAUAUAAAAGCAGCCGUCUUUGCUACAACAGCAUUUAGCGGAUUUGUCCUGGCCUUUGAUUAUACUAUUUAUUCCAGCGCGCGGGCGGUCGAACCCUCUAAAGGCAAUCGGCGAAUUAUUUGUGGCAUGAACUUUCAGUCGCUCAGCAGCAAACUCACUGAAACAACAUGCCUCCCAACUACGCUGAGUGAUGUUCAGUGACUAUUGCGUGCCGUGAUCCACUUCGCCCUCAGCGUCUAGUUAUGCCUGCAUCGCUGUGGGACCAAGUGUCGUUACUUUAGGACCAUUACAUCCGAUUCUGGAGAGGGACGCACUCGACCAUACCGACCAGUUAUUCGGACCAGCGAGAGAGAGUUUCUCCAAGAGAUUGGCUGGGAUAAACACGCAUUGACUGACUAAAAUCAUGACGCCGAUGAUCUUGACAGUGUACCUGAGCGACAGCCAGCAGAUGCUGACAGAGGUGCCCAUCACCCCAGAGACCACCUGUAAAGACGUGGUGGAGUUCUGUAAGGAGGCCGGAGAAGGUGGCUGUCACCUGACUGAUGUCUGGAAGGGCAACGAGAGAGUGAUCCCCUUUGACCACCUGAUGUAUGAGCACCUGCAGGAGUGGGGUCCCAGGAGGAUGGAGGUCAGGUUCUACCUGAGACACGAAGACUCCCCCUCAGAGAGCAGCGACCAGGGGAGCCAGCUCUCUCAGGAACAGUCCAACAGAGGCAGUGGAGGGAGCUCAGACCAGUCAUGUGAGGAAAGGGUGGGGAACCCUUGCGUGGAGCUGACUCUGUCGGAGCUGCAGGAGAUGGCCACACGGCAACAGCAACAGAUCGAGACCCAACAGCAGAUGCUGGUUGCCAAGGAGCAGCGUCUGAGGUACCUGCAGCAGCAGGACCACAGACAGGGCCAGACAGUGUCAGAGGCUGAGAAGCUACAGAGGUUGAUGGAGCGAGUGGAGAGUCAGGAGGCCAAACUAAAGAAGAUCCGCGCCAUGAGGGGCCAGGUGGACUACAGCAAGCUCAUCAAUGGCAACCUGUGUAGUCCGUAUCUCAGUCUACUGCGUCUCCUCUCCUCUCCUCAUGCAGCGGCUGAGAUCCAGCAUGUGAGUGGGCAGUUCCAGGAGAAGCAGGCAGAGCUGCAGUCAGCUGUGGUGAAGGUGGACCAACUCAACCAGCAGCUUGAGGACCUGAGGAGGGGACGUCUCAACGGCCUGCAGCCCCUAGGAGGACCUCUCACUGGCACCGCCGCUCUGGAGCUACGCAAACUCUACCAGGAACUACAGGUGCGUAACAAGCUGAACACGGAGCAUAGUGGCAGGCUGCAGCAGAACAAGGAGCUGCUGAAUAAGCGCAACACGGAGGUGACUAUGAUGGACAAGCGCAUUGGGGACCUUCGCGAGCGCCUGCACAAGAAAAAAACAGAGCUUAACAGGAUAAACGGUCCUCCCUUCCCCCAGCCCACUCCCAGCAGCUCAGGCCGCGUAGCCGCGGUAUGUCCGUACAUCCAGGUGCCCGUCCCAGGCAGACAAGAGGUGGGCUAUGCUCUGCCCCCAGACCCCGUCAAACCACCGUUUGUCCCUGGGACUGGCACCAUCAGCCAUGGCCGCUCCAAAUCAGAGGAGGAAGGGUGCGGUGUGAGGAAGCCCUUCGUCCAAUGGAAGGUCUCAGAUUUAGACAUCAUAGUGGACCCCGUGGAGAUGAGAGAGGUGCCCCGGUCCCCCUCAGGGGCCUGCAGUGCCGACACAGUCUGGAGCCAGGGGCUAGGGCAGCAGAAGCAGAGGGGCCUAAGUAACAGGGCUCAAUAUCAACAACAUAAAUCCAAUGAAGCAGUGUGGCCCACCCUUAGUAAAAGUGUCUCCUCGAUGCAACCUUCAGAUUGGAGAAACACCAGCCCAGACCAGAGCCUUGACUUCAGUAAGCUACCAGGAGGAUCCGUGUCCAAACCACUAUCCAUCUAUGGGACCUAUCCUGCACCUACUGGCCACCCGUCUAUAGUCUGCUCUACCAGCUCCCUGACCAGGUCUGCCCCUGCCACUUUAGCCUGGCAGCGUUCAGCCCCAGCACCUCCUGGUUACUCCUCCCAGCAGCGUAUCUCUGUCCCCCCUAGCCCCACACCCCAGUCAGGCCUGGGGGAGGGGGAGAGUCCUGACCCCCUGCCGGCUGUGGCUGUGAGACCCUACGUUCCAGACCGGUCCUCCUCCAGGCCUAAGUCCCCCAGGAAGGGCCCUGCCACUAUGAACUCCUCCUCCAUCUACCACAUGUACCUGCAGCAGCCUGCAGCAGCCAAGAGCUACCCAGCAGGAGGCAGGUCUGCUGUCAAAGCAGUGUAUGGGAAACCUGUGCUUCCCUCCAGCACCUCUCCCUCCCCUGUGCCCUUCCAGCAUGAGGCCCUGUCCCCAGGAGGACAGAGUGUAGGGGACAUGGUGGACAGGGAAGGGGACACCACAGAGGGUAGGCUCCUACCCCCUCCCAGCGUGGAGAACAUCCCGCGGCCCCUGAGCCCCACCAAGCUGACCCCCGUGGCCCACUCCCCGCUGCGCUACCAGAGCGACGCCGACCUGGAGGUCCUGCGCCGGCGGCUGACCAAUGCACCGCGCCCGCUGAAGAAACGCAGCUCCAUCACAGAGCCAGAGGGCCCCACCGGACCCAACAUCCAGAAGCUCCUGUACCAGCGCUUCAACACCCUGGCCGGAGGCAUGGAGGGCAGUAACAGCACCCCAUUCUACCAGCCCGUCUUCAUGGGUGGUGUCCUGGGAUGUCCGGACAUGGACAACAUCAACACUUCUAAUGGAAACCUGAUCGGGACAGCUUCCCUGGUCGUCACUGCCGCAGACGGUACCAACUCAGACCAUCGCCUGUCCUCUUCCAUGUCCCCUUCCUCUGACUCCAAUGAGAGGAGGACACUCCCACCCAGUGAGACCACUCCCCGCAUGCCCACCCCACAGCCCAGCUUGGAAGACAACAACAACCAACCUGGUCCUUCUAGCACCACCUCCACUCCCAGGCCUAUCCCCAUCCAUGAGGCCUCGUCUCCCCAGCCGAAAGAAACCUCUCCCCGGACUGUCACACCCCCGGCAUUGCCUAAGCAGAUCAAGAGGACUAACCUGAAGAAACCUGAGUCAGAGAGGACAGGCCAUGGGCUGCGGGUCAAGUUCAACCCUCUUGCCCUGCUACUGGAUGCCUCUCUGGAGGGAGAGUUUGACUUGGUGCAGCGGAUCAUCUAUGAGGUUGAGAACCCCAGCACGGCCAAUGACGAGGGCAUCACCCCCCUUCACAACGCCGUAUGUGCUGGACGCCACCACAUCGUCAAGUUCCUGCUCGACUUUGGAGUUAACGUCAAUGCUGCUGACAGCGAUGGAUGGACCCCACUACACUGUGCGGCCUCCUGUAACAGUGUGCAUCUCUGUAAGCUGCUGGUGGAGUCAGGGGCAGCCAUCUUUGCCACCACCAUCAGUGAUGUGGAGACAGCGGCUGAUAAAUGUGAGGAGAUGGAGGACGGAUACACACAGUGUUCCCAGUUCCUCUUCGGGCUGCAGGAGAAGCUGGGGGUGAUGAAUAAAGGGUCUGUGUAUGCGCUGUGGGACUAUGAGGCACAGAGCUCAGAUGAGCUGUCCUUCCACGAGGGAGACGCCAUCACCACCCUGAGUCGCAGGGACCAGGCUGAGACAGAGUGGUGGUGGGCUAGGCUACAUGACAAGGAGGGCUACGUACCACGCAACCUGCUCGGGGUAAAGCCAGUCACCAUGAUGAAUACAACUAUGGUCUGAAUCACUAGGAAUUGUAUCCAAGGAUCAAGCCUAGACAACGUUCUCUGGCAUAGAGAAGACGGUGCACGUUGUUGUGCUCUGACUGGACUCAGAGCUGGGUCUGACUGGAUCUGCAGACAGUGGCUGUGCCCGGACAGUGCCCUCUCUUUGUGCCAGUCUGUGCCUCCCCAGAACAAAGGACAAGGGCCAGGGCAUGGACAGAGAGGGGCCAUAUCCGGACAGACAGACAUGCUUGGAAUUGGUGGUCACUUACCUAAGAGGAAGUAGAGGCAGUAUCCACGGCCCAGAGAUCAUUCAGAGAAUACUCUGAGCAGAGUUCCCCUCUUUCCCUUCUCACUCAGUGUUUGUCUCCUGUGUGUCAGUCAGAGUAAGGCCUAAAUGUGAUGAUCUCAGAAAAGGGAGCAGAGAACAGGGGCAGUCAUGAGUUAUUGAAUAUGGGUUUUGCAGUAAGUGCUGUUUGAAGGCGAUCAGAGUUCAAACUCUGGAGGUCAUAUCUUCAGGGUUCAGCAGAGGAAAGAAAGGAACAGGUUUUUACAAGAUGAGAAAAGGAAGGAAAGUGACGGAAGGUGUAAUUGAAAGACUUUGAAGGCCAGUUAAAACUACUAAAAGAUGUGUGGAAUGUUCUAAACAGUCAUACAAUGUUGUGUUAUUUAUGCAAACCAAAACGUGUUCUGAAGGAAUGAGUGGAAGAUGUAAUGCUGGGAUGGGAAAGUGAAAGGGGCUGCAUUCUCUUCUACAGAUGCAAUAACUAUGAAGCUAACUAUGGGUGUGAAUUUGAACUAAACUCAUCAUAAGCCUACAGUAUAUAAAUGCUUUAUCACCUAAAAAGGCCUAUAGUUGGAUCUCUCUUUGGAGUUUUUCAUUUUUAGUUAGAUUUUAGCAGAUGUUUGUACAUUGUAUUGUUCUCCCUAUUUUUGUUUCAAGUUGGUUGUUGUCUUUUUAAUACCUAUCAUGCAAAGUGAUACACAUUUUGAUCACUGAGUAUAGCCAUACCACAGGAGGUUGGUGGCACCUUAAUUGGGGAGGAUGGGCUUGUGGUAAUGGCUGGAGCGGAAUAGUGGAAUGCUAUCAAAUACAGCAAACAUAUGGUUUCCAUGAGUUUGAUGCCAUUCCAUUGGCUCCGUUCCAGCCAUUAUUAUGAGACGUCCUCCCCUCAGCUGCCUCCAAUGAGCCAUACUGUACUAUCUUUGGUAUAGCCUACCUGUUGACUGAUGCUGGCUUGAUCUAUAGGUUGUGUAUAACCAUCGGUUCUAUGGGAUGGUUUAUGUGACAAAACGAACACCAAACAAUAUGCAUAAUGAAAUGUAAAUGUACACAAUACAUAAUGAUUUCCCUUAAAUGGGAAUAAAACAUGUUUUAACAUAUACUGAACAAAAAUAUGAAUGCAACAUGUAAAGUGUUGGUCCCAUGUUUCAUAAACUAAAAUAAAAGAU